Molecule: messenger RNA, 9486 nt
Organism: Bufo gargarizans (Asiatic toad)
Lineage: Eukaryota; Metazoa; Chordata; Amphibia; Anura; Bufonidae
Product: mucin-2-like
Exons: 30
Coding region: 1-9486 (3161 amino acids)
Cellular component (GO): extracellular matrix
Molecular function (GO): protein binding
Source: RefSeq, a predicted model, not a curated record
AUGCUGAGGAAUGUCCCUGUAGAUACAAUGGCAACAUCUACCAACCAGGAGAAUUCUAUUCUACUUCUUGUAGGACUUGUUUAUGCUAUAGUGGAAGAUGGAAUUGAUUGCAUGAAUUUGCGCUUUACUAUUUUGGGUGAAUUGAAUCAUUGUGGAAUAAAGGAUACAGACACUUGCCUUAAAGGAGUUACCAUUUUCUUAAACAAAGCCUUGACGGUAAGUGUUGUAAAAUCUCACGGAGAAAUCUAUAUGAAUGGAAUAAGAACCAGACUGCCUGUGUAUUCAGAAAAAGUCAUCAUCUUUCAGCCCUCACCUUUCUAUAUUAUUGUGCAUUCAACCAGCUUUGGACUUCAGGUAGUGGUUCAAACUUUACCCAUAAUGCAGCUGUAUGUGGUCCUGAAUCCUGAAUUUAAAACUCAAACGUGUGGACUUUGUGGAAAUUUUAACAAUGUACAAAAUGAUGACUUCAGGACUGUGAGUGGUAUUAUCCAGGGCACAGCUGCUGCUUUCGUCAAUACAUGGAGAGUGAAUGCUGACUGUCCAAAAAUCAAUGACAUAUAUGAUGAUCCUUGUACUCUCAGUGUGGAAAGUGCUGAAUAUGCAAAGCAUUGGUGUGGGCAACUCGUUGAUUUCACUGGGCUGUUUAGCCCAUGUCAUAAUCUCGUGGAUCCAGAAAUUUACUACAAGAACUGCCUGAUGGACACCUGUAGAUGUGAAAAUAGUGAAAACUGUAUGUGUGCUGCCCUCUUUUCAUAUUACAAAAUAUGUGCAGCAAAAGGGAUUCUGCUAGACAAAUGGCAAACUAUAUGCAGUAAUUAUUCAACAUAUUGUCCUAGAACACAGAGUUUUAGCUACAAGAUUAGCUCAUGUCUACCCACUUGCCGCUCUCUAAGUGAGCCUGACGUCCUCUGCAAAGUUCAUUUUGAUCCAUUGAUUGGGUGUACAUGUAGGUAUGGCUAUUAUCUAAAUGAAUCUGGCAGCUGUAUUCCGGCUUCCUCCUGUCCAUGUUAUUACAGAGGCAAUGAGGUACCACCAGACCAAUCCAUAAACGAUAAUGGAAUAAUUUGUGUCUGUAGCAAAGGAAAAAUGAACUGUUUGAAGCCAUUAAUUACUGCAUGUGACUAUCCAAAGACUUAUGCUAACUGCAGUAACUUGAAUAGAGACACGGGAAUAGAGUGUGCCAAAAGUUGUCAGACUCUGGACAUGCAUUGCUAUUCUACUAGGUGUAUACAAGGCUGUGUCUGUCCACCCGGGCUUGUAUCUGAUGACAAAGGAGGAUGCAUUACUGAAGACAAGUGUCCAUGCAUACAUAAUGGAAUCAUGUAUGGCCCAGGAGCAAAGAUUCAAGUCAGAUGUAACACUUGCACUUGUGAGAAAAGAAUUUGGAACUGUACACACAAGAUUUGUCUAGCAACUUGUACUGUCUUUGGGAACGGACAUUAUAUAACCUUUGAUGGGAAACGCUACAAUUUUAAUGGGGAAUGCCAGUAUACCCUUGCACAGGACCAUUGCUCAGUAAAUGACAACAGCAGUACAUUUAGUAUUAUAACAGAAAAUAUUCCCUGUGGAACCACAGGAAUUACCUGCUCUAAGUCCAUCAAAAUUUUCCUUGGGGGUUAUGAGUUAAUCCUCAUUGAUGAUCAUCUUAAAGUAGCCCAAAAGGGUUUUGGCACUGAUGUUCCAUACAGAGUACGACUGAUGGGUAUCUACUUGGUUAUUGAGUCUCAAAGUGGACUACUAAUGUUAUGGGAUAAGAAGACAACUAUCUUCAUGAAAGUGACUAGUAAAUUUAAGGGGAUGCUAUGUGGACUGUGUGGAAAUUAUGAUGGAAAUGCAAACAAUGAUUUUACAACCCGCAGCAAUGCAAUUGUUGGAAACGUUGUAGAAUUUGGAAACAGUUGGAAGUCGACCCCAACCUGUCCAGAUGCUAAAUUACACAGGGAUCCUUGUUCAUUAAACCCAUAUAGACUACCGUGGGCACAGAAACAGUGUAGUAUCAUAAGCAGUGAAGUCUUCUCUGCUUGUCAUCCACAGGUCGACCCUUUCAAAUACUAUGAUGCAUGUGUCACUGAUUCUUGUGCUUGUAACACUGGUGGAGACUGUGAGUGUUUCUGUACAGCAGUUGCUGCCUAUGCACAGGCUUGUGGAGAAUAUGGAAUAUGCAUCUCCUGGAGAGGUCCAAGCAUCUGUCCUCUUUUCUGUGACUACUAUAAUGAAGAGAAUGGUUGCGAGUGGCACUAUAAACCUUGUGGUGGUGCCUGCAUGAAAACCUGCAGGAAUCCAAGCGGAAUAUGCAAUUAUGACAUAAGUGGCCUGGAAGGAUGUUAUCCCACGUGUCCUCCUGAAAAUCCUUAUUUUGAUGAAGAUGAAAUGAAGUGUGUUUCAGCAUGUGGUUGCUACGAUGAGGACAGGAAACAUUACAAGCUGGGGGCAAUUGUGCCAAGAUGGAAAAACUGCUAUGUUUGUAACUGUACAAUGAAUGGCAUAUUUUGCGUUUAUGAUGUUAAUGGUAAGUUUGUAGAAUAUGAAGUUAACAAAAAUCUGUUUGGGGCUGAAUGUACUUGUACCUAUGAAGGACAUGUGUACAAAUACAAUGAAGUUGUAUAUCAGACGGUUAAUGAUACAGAAGGCUGUGUCACUGGUAUAUGCAAAGAAAAUGGAACCAUCUACAGAGAUGUCCACACCUGCCCCACCACUACAGAAGUCACCUAUUCAACAGUAUCGACUACCACCAAGUUUACCCUUUCUAUCAUACCUUCUACAGCAGAAACCAUACUUACAAGUACCCCUACAACAACAAGCACAAUGACAGCUACAACACAGGCUACUUCACCAACCACAAUCUGUCAAGAUGUUUGUGAAUGGACAGGAUAUUUUAACUUAAACAUUGUUACUUUGGGAAAGUAUGGAGGAGACAUCGAAAACCUUGAUAAAAUAAGAAAUUCUGAUAUUGAAAUAUGUGAAAAUCCCAAACGUAUUGAAUGCAGACCUACAGAUAACAAUGCUAAUACACAAAAUAUUGUAUGUUCCCUAGAUAAAGGUUUGAUAUGCGAGAAUAGGCAUCAAAUUAAUAAUUUUCUUACAUGCUAUGAUUAUGAGAUUAGGUACUAUUGCUGCAAGAAUUACUGUGGAACUACAUAUAUAAAAACAACAAUCCCAGAAACCACAACCACAUCUCCAACAAUUACAACCACAGCCUUAUCAACUACAACCCCAACAACCACAAUCUCCACAACCACAACACCAUCAACAACAGCUACAACAAUCACAGCCCCAUCAACCGCAACAACCUCAAUCUCUAGAACCCCAACAGCCACAACCCCAAUAACCACAGCUCUAUCAACUACAACCCCAGCAACCACAACCCCAAAAACCACAGCCUCAUCAACCACCACCUCAACAACUAUAACAGCCACAACUCCAACAACCACAGCACCAUCAACCGCAACAACAUUAAUCCCUAAAACCCCAACAGCCACAACCAAAACAACCACAACUCUAUCAACUACAACCCCAGCAACCACAACCCCAACUACCAAAGCCUCAACAACUAUAACAGCCACCACUUCAACAACCACAGCACCAUCAACCACAACAACCAAAAUAACUCCAACAGCCACAACCCCAUCAACUACAACAUUCACACCUUCAACAACCACAACUGUAACAACCACAACCCGAUCAACUGUAACAACCACAAUCCAUAGAACCCCAACAGCCACAACCCCAACAACCACAGCUCUAUCAACUACAACCCCAGCAACCACAACCCCAACAACCACAGCCUCAACAACUAUAACAGGCACAACUCCAACAACCACAGCACCAUCAACCGCAACAACAUUAAUCCCUAAAACCCCAACAGCCACAACCAAAACAACCACAACUCUAUCAACUACAACCCCAGCAACCACAACCCUAACAACCACAGCCUCAUCAACCACCACCUCAACAGCUAUAACAGCCACCACUCCAACAACCACAGCACUAUCAACCACAACCUCAAUCCCUAGAACCCCAACAGCCACAACCCCAACAACCACAGCUAUAUCAACAACAACCCCAGCAACUACAACCCCAACAACCACAGCCUCAUCAACCACACCCUCAACAACUAUAACAGCCACAACUCCAACAACCACAGCACCAUCAACCGCAACAACUUUUAUCCCUAGAACCCCAACAACCACAACCAAAACAACCACAACUCUAUCAACUACAACCCCAGCAACCACAACCCCAACUACCACAGCCUCAACAACUAUAACAGCCACCACUCCAACAACCACAGCACCAUCAACCACAACAACCAAAAUAACUCCAACAGCCACAACCCCAUCAACUACAAUAUUCACACCUUCAACAACCACAACUCUAACAACCACAACCCUAUCAACUGUAACAACCACAAUCCAUAGAACCCCAACAACCACAACCAAAACAACCACAACUCUAUCAACUACAACCCCAGCAACCACAACCCCAACUACCACAGCCUCAACAACUAUAACAGCCACCACUCCAACAACCACAGCACCAUCAACCACAACAACCAAAAUAACUCCAACAGCCACAACCCCAUCAACUACAAUAUUCACACCUUCAACAACCACAACUCUAACAACCACAACCCUAUCAACUGUAACAACCACAAUCCAUAGAACCCCAACAGCCACAACCCCAACAACCACAGCUCUAUCAACUACAACCCCAGCAACCACAACCCCAACAACCACAGCCUCAACAAUUAUAACAGGCACAACUCCAACAACCACAGCACCAUCAAUUACAACAGCCAUAACUUCAACAACCACAAAUCUAACAACCACAUCAACUGCAACAACCACUACCCCAAGAACUCCGACAACCUCAGCUCCAUCAACUACAUCAGCCACUACCCCAACAAUAACAGCUCGAUCAACCAUAGCCGCAUCAUCUACAACAACCACAAGAACCCCAGCAACCACAGCCCCAUCAACUACAACAACCACAAGAACCCCAACAACCACAACCGCAUCAACUACAACAUCCACAACCACAACAACCACAGUGCCAUCAACUACAGCCUCAUCAACUACAAUAACUACAGCCCCAUCAACCACAACCCUGACAACCACAACCCCGACAACCACAACCCCAUCAUCUGCAAGAACCACAUACCCAAGAACUCCAACAACCACAGCCCCAUCAACUACAUCAGCCACAACCUCAACAAUAACAGCUCCAUCAACCACAGCCUCAUCAACUACAACCACCACCCCAGCAACCACAGCCCCAUCAACUACAAAAACCACAAGAACCCCAACAGCCAAAACCACAUCAACUACAACAGCCAAAACCCCAACAACCACAGUCCCAUCAACCACAGCCUCAUCAACUACAACAACCAGAGUACCAUCAACUACAACCACAACACCCUCUUCCCCAACAACAACCAAAACCCCAAGCACCACAACAGCUACAACCCAAAAAACCACAACCCCAUCAACUACAAAAGCCACAACACCCAUAGCAUCAUUAACUCCAACAACUCCAACGACCACAGUCCCAAUGUUUAGCUCUGGAUCAACUGGUAAACGUACAAUGUACCCAGUUACAUGUACACCAAGGUGUUACACGACAAAUUGGAUAGAUGUGCAUAAGCCUACAACUGGAGAAUCUGGAGAAGAAGUUGAAAACAUUGGAAUAGCAAAGGCAUCUGGAAUACAAGUCUGUUCUUUGCCAGAUAAAAUUAUGUGUCAAGUAAAAAACAUGUCAAAAGAACAAAAUGAAGUGCAGAACAUAACAUGUACUUUAGUGCAAGGAUUAAUAUGUUACAAUGAUGAACAAGCUUCAAAACAAUGCUAUGACUAUGAGAUACAGUACAUAUGCUGUGAUGAUGUACGUCACUGUGAAACUACAGCUGCAACAACAACUUGCCAGUGCAAAAUGAAUGGUUCAAUAUUCCUACCAGGCAAUAUUAUUUCCAACAUAACAGAUAGCUCCGGUUGCACUAUUAUAGAAACUUGCAGUAAUAGUUGUAAUAUUAAAAAAUCUCACUACUGCGCUUCAACUUCAUAUGCCACGGCAACAUUAAAAACGAUUCCUUCAGCCACAAUUUCUACAACAAUGACAACGCAUUCUACAGUAACUACUCCUAAAACAUCAACAAGAACUGUAACAACCACAACCACUCCUCCAUCUACCGCUAUCUCAACAACAGCUACUCAGUUUACUACAGUAACUUCUCCUAAAACAUCACCAAGAACUACAACCACAACCACUCCUCCAUCUACCAGUGCAUCAACAAAAACAACUACUCAGUUUACUACAGUGACUUCUCCUAAAACAUCACCAAGAACUACAACCACAACCACUCCUCCAUCAACCCGUGCAUCAACAAAAACAACUACCCAGUUUACUACAGUGACUUCUCUUAAAACAUCACUAAGAACUACAACUACAACCACUCCUCCAUCAACCAGUGAAUCAACAAAAACAACUGCCCAGUUUACUACAGUAACCACUCCUAAAACAUCACCAACAACUGCAACCACAACCAAAACCACUCCUCCGACUACUAUCUCAACAACAUCUACUCAGUUUACUACAGUAACGUCUCCUAAAACAUCACCAAGAACUACAACCACAACUACUCCUCCAUCUACCAGUGCAUCAACAAAAACAACUACUCAGUUUACUACAGUGACUUCUCCUAAAACAUCACCAAGAACUACAACCACAACCACUCCUCCAUCAACCAGUGCAUCAACAAAAACAACUACCCAGUUUACUACAGUGACUUCUCUUAAAACAUCACUAAGAACUACAACCACAACCACUCCUCCAUCAACCAGUGCAUCAACAAAAGCAACUACCCAGUUUACUACAGUAACCACUCCUAAAACAUCACCAACAACUGCAACCACAACCAAAACCACUCCUCCAUCUACUAUCUCAACAACAUCUACUCAGUUUACUACAGUUACGUCUACUAAAACAUCACCAAGAACUACAACCACAACCACUCCUCCAUCUACCAGUGCAUCAACAAAAACAACUACUCAGUUUACUACAGUGACUUCUCCUAAAACAUCACCAACAACUGCAACCACAACCAAAACCACUCCUCCUUCUACUACUAUCUCAACGACAACUACACAGCUUACUACAGUAACUUCUCCUAAAACAUCACCAAGAACUACAACCACAACCAAAACCACUCCUCCAUCUACUACUAUCUCAACAACAUCUACUCAGUUUACUACAGUAACUUCUCCUAAAACAUCACCAAGAACUACAACGACAACCACUCCUACAUCUACCAGUGCAUCAACAAAAACAACUACUCAGUUUACUACAGUGACUUCUCCUAAAACAUCGCCAACAAAUGCAACCACAACCAAAACAACUCCUCCUUCUACUACUAUCUCAAUGACAACUACACAGAUUACUACAGUAACUUCUCCUAAAACAUCACCAAGAACUACAACCACAAUCAAAACCACUCCUCCAUCUACUACUAUCUCAACAACAUCUACUCAGUUUACUACAGUAACUUCUCCUAAAACAUCACCAAGAACUACAACCACAACCACUCCUACAUCUACCAGUGCAUCAACAAAAACAACUACUCAGUUUACUACAGUAACUUCUCCUAAAACAUCGCCAACAACUGCAACCACAACCAAAACAACUCCUCCAUCUACUACUAUCUCAACGACAACUACACAGAUUACUACAGUAACUUCUCUUAAAACAUCACCAAGAACUACAACCACAACCACUCCUCCAUCAACCAGUGCAUCAACAAAAACAACUACCCAGUUUACUACAGUAACCACUCCUAAAACAUCACCAACAACUGCAACCACAACCAAAACCACUCCUUCUACUACUAUCUCAACGACAACUACACAGCUUACUACAGUAACUUCUCCUAAAACAUCACCAAGAACUACAACCACAACCAAAACCACUCCUCCAUCUACUACUAUCUCAACAACAUCUACUCAGUUUACUACAGUAACUUCUCCUAAAACAUCACCAAGAACUACAACCACAACCACUCCUACAUCUACCAGUGCAUCAACAAAAACAACUACUCAGUUUACUACAGUGACUUCUCCUAAAACAUCGCCAACAACUGCAACCACAACCAAAACCACUCCUCCAUCUACUACUAUCUCAACGACAACUACACAGAUUACUACAGUAACUUCUCCUAAAACAUCACCAAGGACUACAACCAUAACUAAAACUACUCCUCCAUCUACUACUAUCUCAAUGACAAUGACUCAGCUUACUGCAGUAACUUCUCCUAUUACUGCAACUGCUACUACUAUGGUUACUGCUCCUAAAACAACUAUUCACUCUACCACAACUAGAACCAGUACAGGCUCCUCAUUAUUAACUUUGAAAACUUCAAUGCAAAUGACCAUGACAACAGCCAGUCAUCAUACUAUAAAAAAAACUGAAGCUACUACCAGUAUAUCAAAAACUAAUCAGACUACUACAAGAACAGCACCACCAUCUUCUACCAAAACAUUAGUACAAACCACUAUUAGAAAAGCAUCAACUCCACAAAUUACAUAUUCAAAAGCAGCAUCUACAGCACCACAUGGUUGUUAUGGAAGAAAGAAGGAUGAAAAUGGACAGAUCCAGACAGAUAUUUAUCGCAAGCCCACAUCAACUAACAGUUUUCUUCACUGGUCGAGCUGGCAUCCAACUGCCCUGAAAAAUGGUAUACCGUUUGGGCAGUAUUUACAGGCCAGAAGAAAUUGCUCGACGGAUGAGCUGUUCAAAAUUCAAGCAGAUGACCUAUAUAGACGAUUCCGUGUUAGGGGAUACCCUCGGAAAGCUCUAAAAAGAGCCUAUAACCGAUGGGCCACCUUCCCUUUCCUAACAAAAGACAAUACCCUGGGUCCUCGUGACAAAUCACAGUCUGAGAAAAGUUGCAGGCAUGAUGAUAAUGAGGAUUAUGAUGAUGAUUGUGUGUUGGACUGGACCUGGCAACUGGAUCAGGGUGAUGAUGAGGUGCCUGGAGAAACCUGGUCACCUCCAGAUGACAAAUGCAUUAAAUACUUUUGCGAUGAUCAUUAUGAGUUGAUCAUUAUAAAACAAACCUGUCAACCAUUUGACCCAUCAUUAUGUAAAGAGGGAACUAUAAAGACAGACGAAAGUGGAUGUUGCAAAACAUGUGCAGCUAAGCAAGUCGGUAAAUGUGAAGUUUACAGCAAUUUAACCGUCAUCUAUUUUCAAAACUGUAAAUCUCCUGCACCUGUGAAAGUGAAUUAUUGUGAAGGGACCUGCAUGUCUAACACCAAGUAUUCCUUUCCGAAUCAGAAGAUGGAAGGGAAUUGUACAUGCUGUGUACCAAAGACAACCGAACAAAGAACUAUAACACUGGAGUGCAAGAAUGGAAAGUCUUUCAAGUAUAAAUUCACCUAUAUAUUGACAUGUGACUGUUCUGUUCCUACCUGUGCAUAUUUGAAUAAUGAAGAUUAG